AUCAAAACCUUCGAACGGAGAACUUCAACGGCGAGCUCGGGAAAUUAAUACUCUCCGACGAUUUGAUUCGAUGUAUUGUCUCUUUUGGCUGUGACUGCAAUUUCAUCCAUUUUACUGAAGUUUAGGAUUACUAAGUGCGUUUAUGGCCUUUUAAGGUUUCUUCUUGAUUGUUUUAAGCGUUUGCGAUUAGUUAAUAUUGGUUCUUUUGCGUAUUUUCAUGAACUCUAGUGCCUAGUUUCUAAUGUUGCAGCAACUGGUUCUCAUACCUUAUAUACACUACUCAAAUCAAUACUUAUCUAUAUACUAAUGUUACUGAAUCUAGGUUCUUUUGCUCUAUAAAUGAUGUACUGGUCCUUAAUACUUUUCACUUAUCUAUAUAACUUCUUGUUACAUGUCGAAGUGUAUAGCUUUAUCCCUUGAUCAUCUUGACUACUUCUCUUCCUUUUCGGCAUUGCUAAUCUCAGCUUCUUUGUGUUCUUAUACUGAUUGCAGUUAACCAGGCUUUGUAUAAUUAAGGGUUAGUUUCCAAUCUUGCAAUGGUGUCUAGUAGUGAAGUUCUUAGCCUAUGUCGUGCCUUGCUUCGAGCGGGACGUCAAUUCCCUGAUUACAACAUUAGGGAGUACAGUAAGCGAAGGACCUUGGAUGGCUUCCGCAUGAACAAGAAUCUCACUGACCCAUCGAAGGUGACUGAGGCUUAUGCUGAAGCUAAAAAACAGCUUUUUGUUGCUGAGAGAGUGCUCAAGGUUUACUUGGCAUAUCCUCCCAAGACCAAGAACAUCAUGGAAGUCAAGCUUCAGUAG
Arabidopsis thaliana (thale cress) is the source of this 800-nucleotide messenger RNA. RefSeq names its product LYR family of Fe/S cluster biogenesis protein. Lineage: Eukaryota; Viridiplantae; Streptophyta; Magnoliopsida; Brassicales; Brassicaceae. The transcript is spliced from 2 exons. The record is from RefSeq and is marked reviewed. The coding region runs from base 537 to 800 and encodes 87 amino acids. Gene Ontology annotation, cellular component: mitochondrion. Gene Ontology annotation, biological process: iron-sulfur cluster assembly.